Messenger RNA from Dryobates pubescens (Downy woodpecker), 1330 nucleotides. It is a transcript of the gene B4GALT3, whose product is annotated as beta-1,4-galactosyltransferase 3. The record is from RefSeq and is a predicted model, not a curated record. Bases 128 to 1330 code for a protein of 400 amino acids. Lineage: Eukaryota; Metazoa; Chordata; Aves; Piciformes; Picidae. The transcript has 6 exons. Gene Ontology annotation, biological process: carbohydrate metabolic process; galactosylceramide biosynthetic process. Gene Ontology annotation, molecular function: glycosyltransferase activity.
GCUCUGCCCCACCGCCGGCCUGAUCCUCCCUCCCGCCCGCAGCGCCCCGCGAUGCGGCCCGGCCCCCGCACCGCCCCCAGCCGCCCCCGGUGAUCCGGGCUCCCGGUGCUCCGGGCCGGGCCCCGCCAUGCUGCGGCGGCUGCUGGAGCGGCCCUGCACGCUGGCGCUGCUCAUCGGCUGCCAGUUCGCCUUCGUCGCCUACUUCUCCCUGGGCGGCUUCCGGAACCUCACCUCCCUCUUCGGCCGCGCCGCCGGCCCCGUGUUCGACUACUCCCGGACCCACGACGUCUACACCAACCUCAGCCGGCUGCUGCCCCGGCAGCCGCUCCGCCCCGACCCCGCGCAGCCGCUGCCCUUCUGCCCCGAGCGCUCGCCCUUCCUCGUGGGGCCGCUGACGGUGACCUUCAGCCGGGUGCCGACGCUGGAGCAGAUCCAGGCCAAGAACCCCGCGGUGCAGGAGGGCGGCCGGUACCGACCCGCCCACUGCGAGGCCCGGUCCCGCACCGCCGUCAUCAUCCCGCACCGCAACCGGGAGACGCACCUGGGGCACCUCCUCUACUACCUGCACCCCUUCCUGCAGCGCCAGCAGCUGCACUACGGCAUCUACGUCAUCCACCAGGCUGGCAACUCCACCUUCAACCGGGCGAAGCUGCUGAACGUGGGGGUGAAGGAGGCUCUGAAGGAUGAGGACUGGGACUGCCUCUACCUGCACGACGUGGACCUGAUCCCCGAGAACGAUCACAACCUCUACACCUGCGACCCCUGGCACCCCAAGCACGUCUCCGUCGCCAUGAACAAGUUCGGCUACAGCCUGCCCUACCCGCAGUACUUCGGGGGGGUCUCUGCCCUCACCCCCGAGCAGUACCUGCGCAUCAAUGGCUUCCCCAACCAGUACUGGGGCUGGGGCGGGGAGGACGACGACAUCGCCACCAGGGUGCGCCUGGCUGGCAUGAAGAUCGCUCGGCCGCCGGUCUCCAUCGGGCACUACAAGAUGGUAAAGCACAAGAGCGACAAAGGCAACGAGGAGAACCCCCACAGGUUCGACCUGCUGGUGCGGACGCAGCGGAUGUGGACGCAGGACGGGAUGAACUCCCUCAGCUACCAGCUGCUGGCCAAGCAGCUGCACCCCCUCUACACCAACGUCACCGUGGACAUCGGCACCGACCCCCGCGCCGCCCGCGGGCGCCGGGCGCCGCCGCCGGGCCGCGAGGGGCUGCCGGACCGCAGCGGCCUCUUCCGCCAGGAGAUGCUGCGCAAGCUGCCCGGCGGCGCCGCGGGCCGGGCGCAGCCGGGGCCGGCCCUGCCCCCUGCGCCCGCCCGCGGCGGGUAA